AUGCCACCAUUCUACCCCUAUAUCCCCAGCGCCGUCGCGCCCACACCAACCCACAACCGCAGCUGCGCGCCUUCUGUGCCUUCCUUCUCUUUGCUUACGCCAACGGUAAUAUCGCCAGUAGACUCCGCCCCAACAUCCUUCUCGACAUUGGUGUCCUCACACACUAUUAAGGACAUUUUACGCCGAAUCUCCGCGGCAGAUAUCCCUGCUCGACCUACCUCAACACUUGGUUUGGCUAUGAAAGCAGAAGCCACUGAAUCUAGUGGUGACGGUAUAUGGACUGGUGCUACUAUCGGUAUUAUCAUUGCUGGAAUCGUCUUAAUUUUCGGUAUCGCUUUCGUUGUGGUGAAGAUGCUUCGUUAUUGA
Molecule: messenger RNA, 366 nt
Organism: Alternaria arborescens
Lineage: Eukaryota; Fungi; Ascomycota; Dothideomycetes; Pleosporales; Pleosporaceae
Exons: 1
Coding region: 1-366 (121 amino acids)
Source: RefSeq, a predicted model, not a curated record